This is a messenger RNA of Hyphopichia burtonii NRRL Y-1933, 1650 nucleotides long. Its product is annotated as sugar porter family MFS transporter. The record is from RefSeq and is a predicted model, not a curated record. Gene Ontology annotation, cellular component: membrane. The coding region runs from base 1 to 1650 and encodes 549 amino acids. The transcript has a single exon. NCBI's taxonomy places the organism in Eukaryota, Fungi, Ascomycota, Pichiomycetes, Serinales, Debaryomycetaceae. Gene Ontology annotation, biological process: transmembrane transport; carbohydrate transport. Gene Ontology annotation, molecular function: carbohydrate:proton symporter activity.
AUGGGUUACGAAGAAAAGUUGGUUGGUCCAGCUGUCAAAGUUAAAGCUUUUUUAGAUAAGUUUCCUAAAAUUCAUAAUGUUAUCGUUGUUUGCCUGAUUUCGUGUAUUUCAGGUUUAAUGUUUGGGUUUGAUAUCUCUUCGAUGUCAGCCUUUCUUGGUCAAAAAUACUAUUUAAAUUUUUUCAACCAUCCAAAUUCUGACUUGCAAGGUUUUAUUACUGCUGCCAUGUCUUUAGGUUCAUUUUUUGGUUCUUUAGCUACUUCUUUUGUUUCUGAACCUUUUGGUAGAAGAGCUUCUUUAAUUUUAUGUGGGUUCUUCUGGUGUGUUGGUGCUGCUAUUCAAUCUUCUUCUCAAAAUAUUGCUCAAUUAAUCAUUGGUCGUCUUAUUUCUGGUUUUGGGGUUGGUUUAGGUUCUUCUGUUGCUCCAGUUUAUGGUUCUGAAUUGGCUCCCCGUAAAAUUCGUGGUUUAGUUGGGGGUAUGUUUCAAUUAAGUGUCACCAUUGGUAUCUUGAUUAUGUUUUAUGUUAGUUAUGGUUGUGGUAAAAUUAAUGGUGUUGGUGGUUUCAGACUUGCUUGGGGUAUUCAAAUUAUUCCUGGUUUAAUUUUAUUAAUGGGUUGUUUAUUCAUUCCUGAAUCUCCAAGAUGGUUAGCUAAAAAUGGUUACUGGGAUCAAUGUGAAGAAAUUGUUGCUAGAAUUCAAGCCAAAGGUAACCGUGAAGAUCCUGAUGUUAUGAUUGAAAUUUCUGAAAUUAAAGAUCAACUUUUAUUAGAUGAACACGUUAAAUCUUUCACUUAUGCUGAUUUAUUCUCUAAAAAAUAUCUUCAAAGAACUAUCACCGCUAUUUUUGCUCAAAUUUGGCAACAAUUAACCGGUAUGAAUGUUAUGAUGUACUAUAUCACUUAUAUUUUCCAAAUGGCUGGUUACUCUGGUGAUGCUAAUUUAGUUGCUUCUUCAAUUCAAUAUGUUUUAAAUACCGUUACUACUUUACCUGCUUUAUACUUUUUAGAUAAAUUGGGUAGAAGACCAGUUUUGUUAUUUGGUGCUGCUGCUAUGAUGGCUUUCCAAUUCGGUGUUGCUGGUAUUCUUGCAACUUACUCUGUUCCAUGGCCAAAUUCAGGAUCUGAUUCCGUUACUAUUAGAAUUCCUGACGAUCAUAAAAGUGCUGCCAAAGGUGUUAUUGCUUGUUGUUACUUGUUUGUUUGUAGUUUUGCUACUUCUUGGGGUGUUGGUAUCUGGUUAUACUGUAGUGAAAUGUGGGGUGACUCUGUUUCAAGACAACGUGGUGCUGCUCUUGCCACUUCUGCUAACUGGAUUUUCAACUUUGCCAUUGCUCAAUUCACUCCACCAGCUUUCAAAAAUAUUUCAUGGAAAACUUACUGUAUUUAUGCAACUUUCUGUGGUUGUAUGUUCAUCCAUGUUUAUUUCUUCUUCCCAGAAACUAGAGGUAAGAGAUUGGAAGAAAUUGCCCAAAUCUGGGAAGAAAAGGUUCCAGCUUGGAAAUCUGAUUCAUGGCAACCUGCCGUUCCUAUCUUGUCUGAUGCUGAAUUGGGUGAAAAGAUUAGAACUCAACAUAAAGAAAGUGAUGAUUUAAUUCAAUCUAAUUCUGACUCAAGUGUCAAAGAUGUUAACGAAAACGCUAAUAAAGUUUAA